UUUUGCUCAUAAGUCAAAUAAAACAUGAUUUAAUCUAUUAGUUGGUAAUGUAGCUAGUGUUGCAUUUAUUGACUAGCAAAUAAUGAUUGUUACCCGGCGAUGUGAAUGUGUGUUGUGCUUCAUUCUUUAAUAAUGCAACGCCUUUAAAAGACGGUCAGCCGAGUUCGUUUGAGAACUCAGUUCGAGCUCAUAAUGAUUGCUCCAGAUAGCAGUAACGUUUCGAUUGAGAAACAAGCUAGGUUGCAUUUAAAAAUUUUUCUGGCCCAACGCUCUGAUAUAUUGGAACUCACACAAAGUGCUAUCUACCUGCUAAAAGCGGUGCCAGCGUCCCGACCAGCCGUUCUUGAACAUCUCGAACAGGUGUUUGAAAGUGCGGUUGAGAAAAGCCAAGCCCAAGAUGGACCUACCCAAGGCAAUUUAUCCACGAACGCGUCGUCACAAAUGGCGGUAGUUAUUCGGCAGGUUCAUCAGGCUUUAUACUCGCUAGUAAAGACCUCUCCAGCGGUUUGGGCACAGCUGGUUUCCCCUUGGUCGCUCCAGUUACUUGGGCACCUCUCUUCAAAGUUCGCAGAUCGGCGAUCCGGUUUAAAAUUGGCCGAAGUCAUGCAACGGUGGAUGUCAUGCCCUCCAAUGCGUUCUCUCAUUGAUAUCACGUCGCAAUGCGUAUUGAACGCCGCGGAUCUCGACACCGACCGCUGUAUUAACGCUCUACUGGAUACAACGAUUCGCUAUUCACCACAUUUUGAUUGGGUUGUAGCGCAUAUUGGCUCAUCGUUCCCGCACACGGUGAUAACCAGAGUACUUACCGUUGGCCUCAAACAUUUCCUUACCCAGGAGCCGGGAGUUGUGGACAGUAAUAAACUCGUAUCUGUGGUUGGAAUCUUGGGUCAUCUAGCUGGUCAGCACUCGGGCGACAUUAAAAAAGCGUUAGCUGACAUGCUUAGUGGUAGCUUAUGCGACAAACCAACAUCAGAACAACUUGUAGUCAUUCCAUAUCUUCUUGAUCUGAGCAUCAUGUCUGAACUUUUGCUUACCUCUGUGGUGAGUGACUUGCCGCUGAUUAUGACUGCAACGAACCUCAACAGAUUAGUAGAACACACAAGGCUUCGAACGAUGAAUAAGACUCCUGGUAUGCAUAACGCUCAAAAGGUUUUCGUAGACCUAUUCUUGAAGUGUGGUCGAAACGAGCACGAAGCCCUUGCCCUUCUAUCGCUCGCACUACGAAUUAAACAAAAAAAAGUCGCUGAGGUUCGAGAAGAAGUUAUCGCUUAUACGACUUCGUUUCUGGAUCGACUUCUUAUCGAACUGCAAAAGCGUGUUUAUUCUAAAGCGUCGGUACCGCUCCUAGUGUCGUUUGAACUACGCGCCAAAGAACUUUUAAGUCAACUUGAUCUUACCUGUCCAUGGACUAUCAGUUUUAUUUCACUCACAUGCCUGCACUCUUCGGAGAAAAUGCGAUUUCUUGUUGAAAUGCUCAUCACCAAAACAGAUCCACCAAUCUUUCUUCAAAUCAUAUCGCACAUUGAGACUAGUCAGCCAACCGUGCUAAUCGACUCACUCAACGCACUGAUAGUUGAACUUCGUUCAGGGCGAGUUUCUGAUCCGAUCCUAGUCUUACGCAACCUAAGGAAGCUGGUUGUCAUUGAGGAGCGGGCUAAGAAGAUCCUGUGGAAGUUCGCCGAUACUCUAUCGUUACACUCGAGCGACUGCAAUCUCGAAUAUACGGCUGAGAUCGUCAGUUUACUAGGAGUGUGCAGUUUACCCUCAGAGGAAAUCCCCGAGUCUACUCUCUACAAGAUCAUAUGCGCCGCCGUGGUGGUCCUGUUUGCAGCGGCAAGAAUAUCGGACAAAGAUCAACAUGAGAAAAAAAUUCAAUGGAUGAUUUCGUCCUUAAAGCUCUUUUCAGCUACAAGUAGCAACGCCCUCGCUCAACAGAUGGCGCUCCGCCUUCUGCUAGAUGGGGUAACGGAUUCAAAUACAUGUAGACUAUUUGGUGCGAUUCCGCGAGACGCUGACCGCGUACUAAAGCCGCAUACGAUGACUUCAUUACUCGAAGAAAAUCGAAAAAUCGUUGCGUCAAUCAACUUUCCGCAGAGUCACAGUUCUAUCAUGAGAGCAGGUGUUGUCGGAGACGGUCUACGAGCGAAACAGUUUUCUAUAGGCCAAGUGCUGGCGGAUUAUCUGAUUCGGGAGAACCAGAAAUGCUUUAUUCGGGCUCUGAAAGAAUGCUGCGCGGCCGAUAAAAGUCACCAAGGCAUGAUUAGCAUCGCCACGAUUCUUUGUGACAUCGUCAACCCCGACGUGAUGUUCAACCAUCCGGUGUGGCCUACGGAAGACGUGCUGAAGGCCACCCAGGAAAAAGAUGUUGAUAUCCGAGAGAGUUUUCGAGCCAAUCCUAUGCUUUGGCAGAUCCUUACGUUGGUCGCCAAUGAAGAUCCACCCGCAUUGAAUUCGGCCGCCGUAAUCAUCCGUUCACUAUUGGGUUGUCAAAUGACCUUCUGGAAAAACUCGCAAGAUUCAUAUAUGUGUCCUGAACAGAAGGACAUGACUGUCAAGGUACUCAAACUUAUGGGUUUGGGCAAGAUGCUCCCAAGUCCGUUGGCGGAAGUUCCUCUGAUCGUUGAUCACAUUAACUCAUUCCAUCUAUACUGUAUCCUCAACGAUAUAUGGAACUAUAUGCGAGAAGUUGGUGGCACCCUUAUGGAAGAGGAGCCCGUACCUGCUCGAUUUACCAAUAAUCUUCGUAUUAUAAUGUUAAAUCAAAUGGACAGGGUUGGAGCCGCGUACGCGAAAAUGUUUCCUGUAAACUAAAUUAUGAUGAGAAUAUUUUCAUGCAAUUUUUCAAACUAGUGAUCAUUAAAGCACAAGAAACACAGAGGACAGGUAAGUACACGGUUGUGAUCUGCUAGGAGAUCAUAUCCUCUUAGUGAAACCAUCAUGCCGUAAGGAAGUUGUAUGUUUAUAGAAUUUAAUGUAAAUAAAUCUCAAUUUGAAGACUGCGCGAAACUGUGUACGGAAACUGUAUGAACAGCAAUAGCCAACGCUUUUCAUCUUUGAGAAUUGAGAAAUAAUGGCAUCUUGGCAGGGCAGAAAAUUAUUGCAUAUGUUCUGUGUAUGGCUUGCCAAAAAAGUUAUGGCAAUUAUCGCAAAUGGUUUGCGUUUUUUACUCCGUCGUCCUGAAAACCUCAAUCCGGCGUCCUUUCCCUACGCCACAAUCACCGCAACAAUCACAAAAAAAAUUGGAGGCAGACUCAAUCCGAGAUUCUGCAGGUUCUGUUGACUCUGUGAUUGAUUCUACAAUAGACUGAAUUGAUACAAGGGCCAUGUCUCCUAGGUGACUGAUUCUGUUGACUGCGUGAUUAAUUCUACAAUAGAUUGAAUUGAUACAAGGGCCAUGUCUCCUAG
This is a messenger RNA of Varroa destructor (honeybee mite), 3405 nucleotides long. RefSeq names its product integrator complex subunit 5 omd (gene omd). NCBI's taxonomy places the organism in Eukaryota, Metazoa, Arthropoda, Arachnida, Mesostigmata, Varroidae. The record is from RefSeq and is a predicted model, not a curated record. Gene Ontology annotation, cellular component: integrator complex. Gene Ontology annotation, biological process: snRNA 3'-end processing.